UGACGGUAUACUGUUAAGUCGAUCUAAUUAUUUGCAUUGUCAGCAGUCCCGCUUAUAUUUUGAAGUAGCCCUCAUCGCCUUCAUGUCAUGGUCCAGGACCUCCAGGACGGUUUACCUUACACGGAUCCGCACGAAACGGAGCGAGACCUAUCGACGUAGAUUUUGAAAUAUACAUGAAUAACGUACACCAAACGUAAUAUAAAUUGAUUGAUACAAGAUGGAGGGGGCAGGUAAAAUUCUGUUGAAGCUUCUGCAGUAUGAAGGUUUUCAGCAGCGACACACCUGCUUAUUCCAUAUGACAGCAUGUUGUCAGAAAGUGCAGGCUGGCCGAUACAAAAGAUCUCCAAAGGGCGAUAGACCUCUUACAUAUGAAAUGGCUAAUCCACCACAUUACAUUGCUCAUAGGAAAUCAUGGAACUCUUGGAAUACCUCUAACCUUGAAGGUGGCUUGCGGCCAGCAGAAACUGCUGUAGAAGAUGUUUUCAUACGGAAAUUUAUGACUGGUACAUGGCACAAUUUAUUUGAAUCUGAAGUUAUUAUAAAACGUCAGCACAACUUAAUUCGAAUUGCAGGAAUUGUUCGUCAAGCUAUUAGUGCAAGGAAAAUGUAUUUCCUCAUUGGUUACUGUGAAGAAUUGCUCAGUUUUUGGCUUCAGUGUCCAGUAAAACUUGAAUUACAGACAGUAGCAGAAAAAAAGGACGUCACCUUCAAGUAUAUUUAAUGGUUCCGGCCUAGCCACUGAGAGGAUGGUAUUGUUACACAGUCAAAUUUUUAUACACGAUUUAAUGUAAGUUGUUACUUGAUUAUUUCUUCUGUAAUUAAUUUUAAAGAAGGCGAGAGGAAUAAUUUGUUGCAGUAAAAUGUACAAUAAACAUACCCUACAAAAGAAAAUUUAUCCUAUCAGUUAAUUAAAAUGAACCAAAUGGAAACAGAAUAUUUUGUAUUACAAAGCCUUGAUCCAGUGCUUUAAGAAGGCUAUGAGCUGACAUGGUAGUGAUGAAUAAACACUCAGAAAUCCAAUCCUCAGAUCCCGCAAGUGACAUUGCAUUGGCUACCAGGGUUUGUCAUAUAAGAGGCUGAUUAUUUUUUAGGAUAAUACCAAAUCAGAUCAUAAAAAUGGAAUUCCUGAAGCCUAUAACUGUGAAUCACACACAGAUAUACUAGCAAGGACACUGUUCACCGGUUUCUUAAUUAAAUGAACUGUAAUAAUUUACUUCAUUAUGUAUGAUAUUUAUGAAUAUAUAUCUACUGAACCAAAGAAGAGUUAUCCUAACUGCCUGUGAACUGUAUUUAAAUUAUGAAAUUGCUCUUUGUAUGGAAGAAGAAUUUUGUCAGUCUUAGAACACAAUUUUCUGCCCAGUCCUUGUGUUCUCUGUCAAUCAGAAUAAAAUUUAUUUAAUCCACUAAAUUAAAGGUUUCCUCAUAUGGUAUUAAAGCAGGGCAUCUGGGAUAGGUGCUGCAAUUAGCUGCACCACAUAGAUAGUUUUGUGGAACAUAUUACCACUUCCACAUUUUCCAUAUUUAACACCAGGUGAUAAUCCAGGUCUGUUAAGUGUCUUCACCCAGUGCUCUUCGUGACGCAGUCGAAUGUAGUAAAAUUAAAGAGUCCUUCCCUUUGUACAGUAGCGUUAUAUAGUGAAAUCAUAUUUCAAGUUUAAACAUCCAGAAAAAUCUGGGCUGAUAAUACCACACACAUGAAUUUGUAAGUGGAGAGGCCAAAGGAUUAAGAAGAGGCACUUGGUGCAUAUAUCUUCCAGUUCAAGGAAAUUCCCAAUGUGUGGGGAACAAGUGACCGGAAAGGAAGUCAGAAGGAUUUUUUCUUUGGGAGAAAAGUUAAUUAGAACCACAAUUCAACUGUACAACUUCCAUAUUCAACAAUUAUUUUUAAUAUAAUUUUACACUUUUUGUUUUAAAUGUCAAUUUUGUAUUUUUCUCAUAAUGAUUGAUAUUCCUACUCCCCCUACCCCUGCAUUCACUAACAUUUUAACAUCCGUUUGAUGAUAUGCUAAUUCUUUGCAGCAUAAUUUCAUUGCAUCUUGAAGUCCGCAGCCAUUAAUUUAAAUUUCAUUUACAGAUUACCUUUUAGAAUGUUAACUUUGGCAAAGUGCUGAUUACAAAGUUAUUAGCAUGCAGAUUACAUUAAAGUCCACUGAUAUUUUCUGAGAUGCUUGUCAAAUAAUAAUUCCACACUAAAGCAGAACCCUGAUUUGAAAGGAAAAAAAAAAUAUUUUUCCUUACACAUCUUUGAUUUUUGUGUAUUUGAGAGAACAAAAAUUUGGAACGCCUUUGAGUGAGAGAAUUAGUUAAAUAUACAUAAUUAGCCGAUGAGUUAUUUGUUUGCAUACUUUAUCACCUGUGAAAAAGUCUCUUCAGAAAAAAUGCAGACCUUGAUGGCUCAUUUUUUUGCAUGAGGUUAAGCGAAGCAAUGAAUUGAGAGUGAUGAUAAUGAAAAGUAGAAUGCAUGAAUAUUCUUUUCAUAUCCUGACUACCGACGGUGUAUUGUCCUUGCUUCAUGUCAGGCUUCAGAGAAAUAGUUUAUGUUUACAAUUUGAACAUAGAAUUAUUAUCACACCUAAUUCAACCUGGAAUUAUAAAAGAGAAAAAGAUAACACAUUUUGUGGGAUGAGGCCCUCAGUAUUAGAAAUGAGUAUAAUAAUGGUAGAAGCAAAACUGUGGUUUAUUAAAGGUAGGUUCAGGCGAAUCUCUUUUUCAUAUAUUAAUGUAAGUAGUUAUUGGAGAGGGUGGGUUUCCCCAUGCACUUAGACCAGUAUUGGUCCAUUGUGCUUCCCUCUGUGAUA
Messenger RNA from Cryptotermes secundus, 2798 nucleotides. It is a transcript of the gene mRpS24, whose product is annotated as 28S ribosomal protein S24, mitochondrial. The coding region runs from base 218 to 721 and encodes 167 amino acids. Gene Ontology annotation, biological process: translation. Lineage: Eukaryota; Metazoa; Arthropoda; Insecta; Blattodea; Kalotermitidae. Gene Ontology annotation, cellular component: mitochondrion. The record is from RefSeq and is a predicted model, not a curated record. The transcript is spliced from 3 exons.